AUGGUGAUUUGGCUUCGGGCCCUUGCAUUGUGGAGCACCUUCCUCGGUGCAUCUGCAACCUGUGAAGAACAAGAUGUAAGGUUUCAGGGAGUCGAACUGUCCCUCUUGAGAGACUUGAAGGAUGUGGCUGCCUGCAGAGCCGCAUGUGUCCAGACGCUGGCAUGCCAACACUUCAGCUUCACAGAGAAACAGGUGGUUUCAAUGACCAAAGUCCAACAAGUCCAACAGGCGCAGCAGGCCGAGCAGGCCGAGGCCGCCGAGCAGGCCGAGCAGGCCAAGCAGGACGCAGCUGAAGCAGCUGAAGCAGCUGAAGCAGCUGAGAAAGAAACGAAAGAGGAGAAGGCGGAGAAGGUACAGGAUGAGUCGGAUGAAUUGCGAGCGGAGCAGAAGAAGUUGUUCGGGCAACUGAAGGAGCGCCGCCUUGAAAGUGGAUUGGAGACGAUUGCACCAAGCCUUUGUCUUCUGUUCGACUCUUCCAGCCAUAAGGAGUCUGUAGAUCCGAGCACCAAAACAGUCUCAGGCUCUGUCACUUGCCCCGCCAGUGCAUCUCGGCCAACUCUGGGGAACGUGGAGGUCCAAGAGCUCUUUAAAGAGGUGGAUCGUGGUUCUGCCGCGCCUAGCGAUGUAUUCCUUCAAAGUGGUCCUCGGCCAACGAAUGCCUGGUGGUCGAACACCUUCAUCAACAAAAAUCUGGGUUCUCCAUCCAACUUCCUCACUCAGAUGCCGUACAUUAUUGGCAGUGACAAGAAGGGUGUUCAUGUGAUGCAACCCUUCAUGACGUCACCGGGCAUGGAGGAGUUUCAGCAUGGUCUGGGCGUCUUCCUUGGAGCUGAAGGCGAUCUCACAGGCCCAUCUGCGGAUGCAUGGGAUGAAGCUUGUGUGACACUCACCUACCGUGGGCCCAGCCCGGGUCAGGCCAUGACUUUCCCCUCUUGCCGCGGUUCUGCUUAUGUCACGGCUGAGCUUCGGGGCUUGAAGCCAUUCAUCUCCUCGGAUUUGCCAUUGGCAGUUCCACACGAGAUUCGUGUGGAUGGCAAGGCCGUCGCAUGCGGAAAUUACAAUUUCGUUCAGGGGAAGGAGAUCGAGUUCACUUUGAGCACCGGCGACAGCUGGAUCGCGUUCUUCCCUCCGGGCAUGGGAUGGACCUGUGAAAAACAGCCCUUUCGCUUGGCAGCUGCAGAGAUCGCACCAGCGAGAGGUGUGGUGGUUCGCCUUGCAAUGCUCAAGGGCAAGACUCCAGUUGAUGCGAGCUGGGGCGACCUGUUGCGGCAACAUGCUGGAAGCUAUCCAGUGGCGAGUGGCGCCGAUUAUGUCGCUCACAUCAACUCCGAAACCGCUCAGGUGAUCUUCGACUGGGGAAACCACCGAAGGAACAUUCCUGGAUAUCCACAGUCCGACGUGCUGCAGCUCGUUUGGCCAAACCAUGUUUCCUUGCUGUCGGAAGAGGAAAAGAAUCGAGUGAACAGCGGCCCGAAGACGCCUUUCAAAGACCUUCGUGGCGAAUCCAAAGUUUUUAUCGCCAGUGCUCCACUGGUUUUGCACUACGAGCUCUAUCCCAUUGCAACGGAAGAGUUUGCAGGGCGCAAUCCAAUUCCGAUGGAUGGCUUGUUGCGCGAGAUGAUGCUAGAGGCAUUGAAGGGCGGAGAGCAUGUGGCUGGGGCCAAGUACGACGGUGCCAAAACUGAUAGUGAGUUCCAACUUCCUGAGAAUGUCAAGCUUGCAGUGGGCGACACCUACUUUAGUGGCAAACUUCUGGCCCGUUUGGCCAGACUGGUUGCAAUUGCACAUGAGCUCGACCAGUCAAAUGAGGCAUUCUUUGAAGAGAUGCUUUCACAACUGGCUGACUCGAUGGAGAAAUGGCUUGAGAAAGGCGCAAAGACGCCCUUCAUCUACGACAAGUCUUGGGGAGGUUUGGUCUCAUGUGGCUGCAACUAUGAUGACUGCUGGGGCAGCUGUGCCCCAAAGUGUACGAACGACGUUUCCCAGCCGGCAUCUUGCCCUGCGUUGCACCAAGCAGGUCAAAACUUUGGGAACGGAUUCUACAACGACCACCACUUCCACUACGGUUACUUCAUCUAUUCAGCUGCAGUCUUGGCGAAGUUCCGUCCAGACUGGGAGCGUCACUGGCGGCCUCAAAUCUUGACACUCAUCAGGGAUUAUGCCAAUCCUUCGAGUGCCGAUAGCAAAUUUCCACUUGCCAGACACAAGGAUUGGUUCAUGGGUUUUUCCUGGGCCGGUGGCAUCAAGUUCGAGCCCCUUGGUCGGAACCAAGAGAGCGUGAGCGAGGCCAUCAACAGUUACUAUGCCGUUGCCUGCUAUGGCACAGUCAUUGCGAAUCGUGGUGACCAGGACAUGGACUUGGGCUGCCAAUUGCGUCAGCUUGGACGUCUACUGACUGCCAUGGAGGUACACUCAGGUGACAUGUUCUGGCAUGUCAGACCUCAUGCGGAGGUGAUGUCAACCUAUGGACGCCCUACAGUCGGCAUCAUGUGGGAACACGUUGCGCUGCACCAAACUUGGUUUGGCGGUUCAGGUUGGGCAGUGGAGGGCAUUCAGAUGCUGCCGGUAGUUCCUGUUCUAGAGGAUUUCUUGAAGAAGGACUGGGUGCAGAAUCACUUCUUGGAGUACAAGGUCUCCUGCGAUAGUGAUCCUUCCUGCAGCAAAUUGGGCUGGUCCUGGCUGGUCUGCAUUCAACAGGCCGUUCUAAGCGUCAAGGAUGCCUUCGAGUGCUUGCGCAGGUUGGACGAUUCAGCGUUCAGCUUGAGGAGUCCUGCAGCCAGCGGCAAUUCUUUGACCAACAGCUUGUAUUGGUUUGCCACACGAAGCGACCUUACCCCAACAGACCUGAAAGCUUGGCCGAAGGCAACUCAGGUCAUCACAACUCCCAGUCCUGGUAAGACGGCAAGCUUGCAGCACUUGGGACCGAUCCGCAGAUUUGGUCGUCAUGGCGUGCGGAUGAACAAUCGCUGCCUGAAACUCUCCGACGUGGCCUGUCCCAAUGUUCCGAGCAUCCGAUGCAUUGGCGACUCGUGUUGUCCAGACGGCUCGCUGUGCCCCUCGGCACCUUACUACUCAAACCCGCUCUGCAAGAGCCCAAAGAAGAUCGCAUGCAGGGGCACGGAUGGGCACAAUCCAGCCAUAAAAAGGACCCCGGAGAAGGAUGGUCCUUGUCCAGUGGGUAGUGCGGUAUUCUGCCCUGGUACGAUGUUACUUUGCCAACAAGACCAAUGUUGCCCUGAUGGGUCGCUUUGUCCAUCUGCACCUCUCUCAGCCACAGGGAGGUGUCUCAAGGACAAAGUCCACGACUGCACAGGAGGCUUAGGACAGAAACCUGCCGAGAAACAGUCGUACGACGUGCUCGGAGAAUGCCAGGUGGGUGCACCUGUGAAGUGCCCAAACUCGAAUCUGAAGUGCUGGGGCCAGAUGUGUUGCGCGGACGGUCGGCCUUGUCCUUCAGCUUCGAAGAGCACCAAGUGUUGGAAGGAGAAGGAAGUGGAUUGCCUCCCGAAGGAAGCGGAAGCGCCGCCGCCGGCGGAACCUUUUGAGGAACCCCCGGAAGUCCCUCGAGAUCAUUUGGAGAGGUCUCGAUACCCAGAGGAACCUUCGGUAGAUCCAGUAGAUCCACAGGCGCGAUCCGGAGAGGACCACGCAGAGCACGUGCGUACUGAGGCUCCCACGACUGGCACGACUGGUGCUCAGGCUGAAUGUGACGAGAGCAGGAAGUGCGUGAUGGGAGCCAGUGUUCUAUGCCCUGACAAGAAAUCGCGCUGCGCGGGUAUGGGCUGUUGCCCUGAUGGCUCGCUGUGCCCAUCAGCACCUACGUUGGUGGCUGGCACAUCAGGUUGUCCGAGUCCGAAAGCUUACGACUGCACUUGUGUAGCCAAACCUGUAAUUGUUGGCCAUGCCAGCUGCCUGGUGGGUGCAAGUGUCCGCUGCCCGGGCUCGUCACAAAACUGCUCCAUCGGUUGCUGUCCCGACGGGUCGACUUGCCCUUCAGCGCCUCUGGGAACUGUGUGCCCUUCACCCAAGAAGGAGGACUGCACAGGUCAAACAAUGAUCCGAAAAUACGAAGGCUUUGCGAGAGCUGCGUCCGCAGAGAUGCGGCACUUCAAUCCUUUUGCUUUGGUUGCUUUGGCGACAGUUCUUGUCACAGUGGCUGCAUUGGCGAAGGGCCGACAGCGCCGUUCGAUGUACCUGACGGUUGCCUCCUCUGAGGGCGAAGCCGGCGAAGCGUAG
Cladocopium goreaui is the source of this 4236-nucleotide messenger RNA. Lineage: Eukaryota; Dinophyceae; Suessiales; Symbiodiniaceae. The record is from the annotation of a GenBank genome assembly.